AUGGCGGCCCCCAACAACCCCUACAACAAGUUGUUGAAGACCUUGGACAUAAAUGGGAAGACGUUCAAGUAUUAUGAUUUGUCUCAACUCGGAGAUAAAUAUGACCGCCUUCCAUUUAGUAUCAGGGUGCUAUUGGAGUCUUGUAUCCGGAACUGUGACAAUUUCCAAGUGCUAGAGAAGGACGUGCAAAAUGUUCUCAACUGGGAAUCGAACCAGAACGCAGAGAACCCUGUGGAGAUUGCUUUCAAACCGGCCAGGGUUAUUUUGCAGGACUUAACAGGUGUACCAGCUGUGGUGGAUUUCGCAGCGAUGCGGGAUGCUGUGAAGGAUCUCGGAGGCAACCCAGAUAAGAUCAAUCCCAUCUGUCCCGCUGAUCUUGUUAUAGAUCACUCUGUGCAAGUGGAUUUCGCUAGGGUACCCGAUGCUUUAAAUAAAAAUCAAGAGCUUGAGUUUGAGAGAAACAAAGAGAGAUUCCAGUUCUUAAAGUGGGGAGCUCAGGCCUUCGACAACAUGUUGAUAGUUCCUCCGGGAUCCGGGAUAGUGCAUCAAGUGAAUCUAGAAUAUUUAGCUCGUGUAGUGUUCACUGGAAACAUGUUGCACCCCGACUCAGUGGUGGGGACGGACAGUCAUACUACCAUGAUCAAUGGGUUGGGCGUCGUCGGGUGGGGGGUGGGCGGGAUCGAAGCGGAAGCAGUCAUGCUGGGACAAGCCAUCAGUAUGUUAUUACCGAAAGUGGUGGGCUACAAGUUAGUGGGCGAACUGGACCCAUUGGCCACGUCUACUGAUUUAGUACUCACUAUUACCAAGCACCUGCGCUCUUUGGGCGUGGUGGGUAAAUUCGUGGAGUUCUUUGGGCCCGGCGUGGCGGCGCUGAGCAUCGCGGACCGCGCCACCGUCGCCAACAUGUGUCCCGAGUUCGGUGCCACCGUCGCUCACUUCCCCGUCGACGCCCGCUCUCUGCAGUAUCUCAGUCAGACUAAUCGAGCUGCGGAUAAGAUCAAAAUAAUAGAAGAGUAUUUGAAAGCAACCAAGCAGUUUAGAAAUUACAACAAUCCUGACCAAGAUCCUAUAUUUUCGGAGAUAGUAGAACUGGACCUGUCAACGGUAGUGACGUCAGUGAGUGGACCAAAAAGACCACAGGAUAGAGUGUCCGUGUCGGUCAUGAAGAAAGACUUUGUGGACUGCUUGAGUAAUAAGGUCGGUUUCAAAGGGUACGGACUAUCACCCGCCCAGCUCACAGCCUCAGGCAGUUUCUCCUUCACCGACGGCAACACGUACACAAUCACGCACGGCUCAGUCAUCAUUGCGGCUAUCACGUCGUGUACAAACACGUCCAACCCUAGCGUGAUGUUGGGUGCUGGUCUGUUAGCAAAGAAAGCGGUGGAGAACGGUCUCAGUGUACUUCCUUACAUCAAAACUUCGCUCUCACCCGGCUCUGGCGUUGUGACUUAUUACUUAAGAGAAUCAGGAGUAGUACCGUAUUUAGAAAAGUUAGGUUUCGACAUAGUGGGCUAUGGGUGUAUGACGUGCAUCGGUAACUCUGGACCUAUAGAUGACAAUAUUGCAAAUACCAUCGAAAAGAACGAGUUGGUGUGCUGUGGGGUGUUGUCAGGGAACAGGAAUUUUGAGGGUAGGAUUCACCCCAACACGAGGGCUAACUACCUCGCAUCACCCCUCUUGGUCAUAGCCUAUGCUUUGGCCGGCACAGUCAAUAUUGAUUUUGAGAAAGAGCCUUUAGGUAAACGAGCAGAUGGCACUCCCGUAUAUCUAAAAGAAAUAUGGCCCACUCGAGCUGAAAUCCAAGAAGUAGAAAACAAAUAUGUCAUCCCUGGGAUGUUUAAAGAAGUUUAUGCGAAAAUAGAAGAAGGUUCGCCAUCUUGGCAAGCGUUGGAUGUGCCACAGGGGAAGUUGUAUAGAUGGGAUCCGAACUCCACAUAUAUUAAGAAACCACCAUUCUUUGAUGGAAUGACUAAG
Molecule: messenger RNA, 1974 nt
Organism: Brenthis ino (lesser marbled fritillary)
Lineage: Eukaryota; Metazoa; Arthropoda; Insecta; Lepidoptera; Nymphalidae
Source: the annotation of a GenBank genome assembly